ACACUCACUUCCCACUCUAAACCCCAAAACCUGAAACCAGCCAUGAAAACCCCACAGCUCCCUCUCUCCAUCCUCCUCUCCUUCCUCCUCCUCCUCCUGCUCUCCACCUCCUCACAAGCCCAAACCCCAAAAUGCAGCGUCCAAGACCAGGGGUCAACCCUGGAGGUGUUCCACAUAUACAGCCCCUGCUCUCCAUUCAGGCCCUCCACUCCAUCCCUCUCCUGGGAAGAGUCCAUCCUGCAGAUGCAGCAGAAGGACCAGGCCAGGCUCCAGUUCCUGUCGAGCCUCGUGGUGCGCAGGUCGGUGGUGCCGGUGGCGUCGGGGAGGCAGAUCAUCCAGAGCCCCACUUACAUCCUGAGGGCCAAGAUCGGGACUCCCCCUCAGACCCUGCUCAUGGCCAUGGACACCAGCAAUGACGCCGCCUGGGUCCCCUGCUCUGGCUGCGUCGGCUGCCCGUCGUCCGUGGCGUUCGCUUCCGCCGAGUCCACCACCUACAAGAACCUCCCUUGCAAGUCUCCUCAGUGCUCUCAGGUGUCGAACCCUACCUGCGGAGGCUGGGCGUGCCUCUUCAACGUGACUUACGGGAGCUCCACCAUCGCGGCGAACCUCUCGCAGGACACUUUCACCCUCGCCUCCGACCCGAUCCCCAACUACACCUUCGGGUGCAUCCAGAAGGCCACGGGCAGCUCCCUGCCGCCGCAGGGCCUACUGGGCCUGGGCCGAGGCCCGUUGUCGCUGCUGUCGCAGUCCCAGAACCUCUACAAGUCCACCUUCUCCUACUGCUUGCCCAGCUUCAAGUCCCUCAACUUCUCCGGGUCGCUGCGGCUUGGCCCGACUGGCCAGCCCCUGCGCAUCAAGUAUACCCCUCUGCUCAAGAACCCGAGGCGGUCAUCCCUCUAUUACGUCAACCUGGUCGCGAUCCGGGUGGGCCGGAAGAUCGUGGACAUCCCGCCCAGCGCGUUCGCUUUCAACCCCACCACCGGCUCAGGGACCAUAUUCGAUUCCGGUACUGUCUUCACUCGGCUAGUGGCGCCGGCCUACACCGCCGUGAGGGACGAGUUCCGCAGACGAGUCGGCAGGAACCUGACCGUGACCUCCCUUGGAGGCUUCGACACCUGCUACUCCGUGCCCAUCGUAGUGCCGACCCUGACCUUCAUGUUCUCGGGCAUGAACGUGACGCUCCCCGCCGACAACCUGCUCAUCCACAGCACCGCCGGCAGCAUCACGUGCUUGGCUAUGGCCGCGUCGCCCGGCGACCUCAACUCCGUGCUCAACGUGAUCGCCAGCAUGCAGCAGCAGAACCACAGGGUGCUCUACGACUUACCGAACUCGAGGCUCGGAGUGGCCCGCGAGCGCUGUAGCUGAUUAGAUUUGCGAUAUGAGGUUCGAUGUGUUGGUGGCGUUAUGAUAUUGUCUUGUGUAAGGGCACGUCGUUUGGAUGGGUCAUGAAUUUACUAGCGGUUCAUUUGAUUAAUUGUUUCGGUGUGGGGGUUUCGAAUCGGAACAUUGUGGUUUCAAUUUCAUCCAAUGAUGCUUCCAAUUUCGUCUUGCUGUA
Molecule: messenger RNA, 1555 nt
Organism: Syzygium oleosum
Lineage: Eukaryota; Viridiplantae; Streptophyta; Magnoliopsida; Myrtales; Myrtaceae
Product: aspartyl protease AED3-like
Exons: 3
Coding region: 43-1365 (440 amino acids)
Biological process (GO): proteolysis
Molecular function (GO): aspartic-type endopeptidase activity
Source: RefSeq, a predicted model, not a curated record